AUGCAGGCCAAGAAGAGGUACCUGCUGGUGUCUCUAGGGGCCUGUCUUCUCCUGCUAGCCUACCUGUGGGGACUGCAGAUCGGGGAGUUCCAGCAGCAAACCCAGCCCAGCCACCAGUCCUACCACCUCCACACACCCCAGCAGCUGCAGUCUGUCUACCCAGCCCCACAGCCCCACAGCCCCCCCGGCCAGCCCAGAGCCCCCCAGCGCUGGCCAAACUGGUCCGGGCUCCGGCCCCUCCGGAGCUAUCUCCUGGAGGACGAGCAAGGGGAGGACAGCCCCCUCCCUCUCCACCAGCACUCCUCCCCGCGCGAGCGCAGGGAGAUCCGCAACAACAUCUACAAGAGCCGGCGCUGUCGCAUGGAGACAUGCUUCGACCGCAGCCUCUGCCAGGCGGGCUUCAAGGUCUACACCUACCCUCUCCUGAAGGGCGACACCAUCUCAGACAGCUACCAGAAGAUCCUCACCUCCAUCCAGGAGUCACGCUUCCACACGCCCGACCCGGCCCAGGCUUGCCUCUUCGUCCUGGGGCUCGACACCCUGGACCGAGACCAGCUCUCUGGCCAGUACAUGCAGAACCUCCGGGCUCGGAUACAGAGCCUGCCCACCUGGAACGACGGGCGGAACCAUCUGAUUUUCAACCUGUACUCUGGCACCUGGCCCGACUACACUGAGGAUCUGGGCAUGGAUGUCGGUCAGGCCAUGCUGGCUAAGGCCUCUGUGGACAUGGAUAACUUCAGGCCGGGGUUCGACAUCUCCAUCCCCCUGUUCUCCAAGGAUCACCCUCUCAGGGGCGGGGUCAAGGGUCACCUGACCCUGACCCACCUCCCUCCGGAGAGGAAGCACCUCCUGGUGUUCAAAGGCAAGCGCUACCUGACCGGCAUCGGUUCGGAGACGAGGAACGCGCUCUACCACAUCCACAACGGACAGGACAUUGUGCUUCUGACCACCUGCAAGCACGGCAAGGACUGGGAGAAGCACAAGGACUCCAGGUGCGACCGAGACAACGAAGAAUACUCAAAGUUUGACUACCAGGAACUGCUCCAUAACUCAAGUUUCUGCCUGGUGCCAAGAGGACGUCGGCUGGGAUCGUUCCGCUUCCUAGAAGCUCUGCAGGCGGCGUGCAUCCCUGUCCUCCUCAGCAACGGCUGGGAGCUGCCCUUCUCCGAGGUCAUCGACUGGAGCAAGGCCGCCAUCUUGGGGGACGAGAGGCUGCUGUUGCAGGUUCCCUCCAUCACCCGAUGGGUGGAGCCAGCCAGGAUCCUGUCCCUCAGACAGCAGACCCAGUUCCUGUGGGACGCCUACUUCUCCUCUGUAUCCAAGAUAGUCUCGACCACUCUGGAGAUCAUCCAGGACAGGGUCCACUCCCAUGUCUCCAGGACACGUCUGAUGUGGAACUUUCUCCCCGGCGCUCUGUACGUUCUCCCCCAGUUCUCCUCUGAUCCCUCCCUCUUCCCCUUCUACUACGCUCUACUGGGUAAAAAUCCGUCCCAGGAAUUCACAGCUGUGAUUCAGGCGGUGACACCGCUCCAGGCCCAGCUCAACCCUGUGGUCAAACUCAUCAUCGCCGUCGCCAAGUCCAAGUUCUGUGCACAGGUCGUGGUGCUGUGGAACUGUGACAAGCCUUUACCACCCAGGAACAAGUGGCCCUCUACCAGUGUGCCUCUCAGUGUCAUCGAGGGACAGACCAAGACCAUGAACAGUCGUUUCUUUCCUCAUGAUGUCAUCCUAACAGAUGCUGUCCUCAGUCUGGACGAGGACUCUGUCCUUUCAACCAAUGAGGUGGACUUUGCCUUCAGCGUGUGGCAGAGUUUCCCAGAGCGCAUUGUGGGCUACCCCGCCCGGAGCCACUACUGGGACAACACCAGAUCCCGCUGGAGCUACACCUCCAAGUGGACCAACGAAUACUCCAUGGUGCUGACCGGGGCAGCCUUCUACCACAGGUACUACCACUACCUGUACUCCCACUACCUUCCCUCCAGCCUCCUCAACAUGGUGGACCAGAUGGCCAACUGUGAGGACAUCCUGCUCAACUUCCUGGUCUCGGCUGUAACCAAGCUGCCACCAAUCAAAGUCACCCAGAAGAAACAGUAUAAGGAGACCAUGAUGCAGCAGGGUUCAAAGGUGUCUCGCUGGGCCGACCCGGACCACUUUGCCCAGCGCCAGACUUGUAUGACGUCGUUCAGCGCCUGGUUUGGGUUCAUGCCUCUGCUCCACUCCCAGCUUAGACUGGACCCCCUGCUCUUCAAAGACCAGGUGUCCAUUCUGAGGAAGAAAUACCGUGACAUUGAGAGGCUCUGACUAAACACACACACACACACACAACAGGGUGAGGACACCCACGUGCGAUGACCCACUUGUGAACUCCCUGGGAGGUACCGUGUGUGAGGUGUGUGUUCGCCUGUCCCCCUCCGGACCGGGUCUCGACCGAACGAGCUAUUCAUCGGAGGUGGGGUUGGACCUUACUUAGACCCCUUGGGUCAGAUCUCUCUGUGGUAAAAGAGAUUUGGGAUCUUGAAGUGGAAUCUGGAUUCACGGCCCAAUCUGUGGACUGUGAGGUUGUGUGAUUGAAACCUCCCUCUCUGCGCAUCCUCCUCUCCACUUUGACUCACGUUUGAAAAAACAGCAAUGCCUUUUUAUAACCAGCCUGUUCUCACCGUCAGUCAAGUCAGUCUGCCGACUACGCCGACACAAUAUUCAGAAUCUGUAUGACUUUUAUUCUGAAAUAUGCAACAGCCAGACCGGGUUCUACACAGGGUCUUGGACCCGGCUGGAGAACUCAAAACACUCCGAACGGUUACUGUCCGACUGGUUCUCUCUCUCCCCACCUCCUUGCCCUCUCUCGUUCUCUUGGUUCCCUCCCUCUAU
Messenger RNA from Hypomesus transpacificus, 2868 nucleotides. RefSeq names its product exostosin-1. The transcript is spliced from 11 exons. The record is from RefSeq and is a predicted model, not a curated record. Gene Ontology annotation, molecular function: glycosyltransferase activity. Bases 1 to 2301 code for a protein of 766 amino acids. Gene Ontology annotation, cellular component: membrane. NCBI's taxonomy places the organism in Eukaryota, Metazoa, Chordata, Actinopteri, Osmeriformes, Osmeridae.